GCAAAGCAAAGGCCGAAGGUGAAAAGCCGUACAAUUCAGUACAGAGCUCUAUGCUUAUGGCGGCUUAGCUUCUUCACUCUUCAAAGCUUUCCUUUUGACCUUAAUUUUUUUUAUUUAACGGAACUUUGAACGAUUGAGUAAUGGGGGAAGGAGAAACGGUUUCGGAUUUCACACCGAAGAAAUUGGCGAGGCAAUUAGAUUUCACCGUGGGGUGUCUCGCGUCGGGAAGUGCGACGUUACCGGAUCACUCGAUGCAUUUACAAUCGCAGCCUCAACCGCAAUGGCAAUCUAAAACAGCGUUGCCGACAAAGCCUCAGCAGCAACCGCAGGAAUUGCAAUUGCGGUUAAGUUUACAGCCGCAAACGGUGCAAUCGCAGCCGCUGCAACAAUUAAAACAUCAGUCACCGUCAACGCUACGAGUUCAAGCACGGCCGCCGCCUCCCCCUUCGCAGCCGGUUACCUUCAUGCAACGGGUGCCUCAUCCAGUUCAGAAGCUUCCGAUACAAAAAUUUCAAUUGAGCAAGCAAGAGUCCCCGAGGUCCAGGCCACGAGCACAUGCUGAAGCAAAAGAUAGAACUCCAAAGAAACAAAAGCAGUGUAAUUGCAAAAAUUCUCGGUGCUUGAAGUUGUACUGUGAGUGCUUUACUUCUGGAAUUUAUUGUAACGGUUGCAAUUGUGUAAAUUGCCAUAACAAUGUGGAAAAUGAGGCGGCAAGGAAAGAAGCAGUUGGAGCAACCUUAGAACGCAAUCCAAAUGCAUUUAGACCGAAGAUUGCAAGCAGUCCCCACAGACCUCAGGAUAUCAGGGAUGAUGCACAUGAUGUCCAAAUGGUCGGAAAGCACAAUAAAGGAUGUCACUGCAAGAAAUCCAGUUGUCUCAAGAAGUAUUGUGAGUGCUUCCAAGCUAAUAUUUUAUGCUCUGAAAAUUGCAAGUGCAUGGACUGCAAGAACUUCAAAGGAAGUGAAGAAAGAAAAGCUCUUGUUCAUGGUGAUCAUAACUCAGCUUACAUGCAACAGGCUGCAAAUGCAGCCAUUAGUGGUGCUGUUGGUUCAUCUGGGUUUGGGAUUCCUUUGGCAUCCAAGAAAAGAAAAAGUGAAGAACUCGUAUUUGGUCUAGCAGUGAAAGAUAAAUCUGGUCAAAAAGUUAUUCAACAGCAACAGGAAAAUCAUCUAAAAGAUCUGUUGGCCGCAUCUUCUCCAUUAUCUGCUACUGUCUCUGGCACUGCUAAUACUGCAUCACUGGGAUCUUCAAAAUUGACAUACAAAUCACCAUUGGCGAACAUCCUCCAACCACAGGAUGUAAAGGAUCUGUGCUCCUUUUGGGUGGUAGUUUCAUCUGAAGCUGGAAAGGCACUUGCUGCAGAGAAAAGUUGCAAAAAGGAUCAACAAACAGAGGGAGGCUCUAUUCAAACUACUGUUUCAUCUGGUCAUGUGCAUGAAACGAGUCUGAAGGUUAGUAGUGUCCCGAGCGCUGCUUCUGAUGACUGUAAGAGUGCGAACCAGGGAGACACAGAUAGAAAUGGUGACACUGGAGCAAAUGAGAACGAUGUGCAAAAUGGAAGGCCUUUGUCUCCUGGAACAUGUGCAUUGAUGUGUGAUGAAGAAGAUACAAUGUUUGUGGAAGCGAAGUCACCUAAUUUAUUGACAAAUCAUUCUCGAAAUAUUACUCAGAAAUCAUCAAAUGGGCACGAGUACACAGAGAUCUAUGCAGAGCAGGAAGGGCUUGUUUUAACAAUGUUUCGUGAUUUUCUCAAUAAGCUCAUUACUUGUGGGAGCAUAAAGGAGACAAUGAGGUCUCCAAGACAAGAAUCCAUGGGAAAUGGUGCCAUAAAAUCCGGAAAUCCAGUAGUGAAGGAGCCUUAUCCUAAUGGAAUUGUAAAGUCUCCGAACCCAGCACCUGUACAAACAGGUCAGACUCUCCGUUCAGCAUCUUCUGCUUUGAAUACAGAUCAGCCCUUAAAGCACUAAUUGCCCAAUGGAGAUGCGAAAAUGUAGAGAUUCAGAGCUCGAAUUAGCGAGUAAGAUAAUUCUCACUAUCAACCAGCAUUCUUUCUUUAUGUUUCACCAUCUCCCUGCUUUUGAUUCUUGGAUCUGUUAUUGGGUCCAAAUUCUAAUAUUGUUAAGAGUUAACCAUGAUAGCUAGACACUUUAGACCCUUACCAUCUUAGAACAUUAGGAACAGGUAAAGUAAUUAUCUUGGAUUAUUUUUGGGGAUGUCAUGCUAGUACAUACAGGGUAAUGAAAUCUCAGUUAAAACCCUCAAGUUGUAUAUUUCUUAAUAACGUUAGUUAUACAGGAGGGCACUGUGUAUCCGAUCUCGACAUGAUUGGUCAGGUGUUUACCAUUUUAACUGUUAUAAAUCGGUUGUUUUACAACAAUAUGUGUGCAUCGGAGUAGGUACUUUGUUGAUGUUUGGGUGGGGUUUCCGAGCAACUUCCUAAACUGGCAGGUUA
Hibiscus syriacus is the source of this 2452-nucleotide messenger RNA. Its product is annotated as protein tesmin/TSO1-like CXC 6. The transcript is spliced from 9 exons. Bases 141 to 1967 code for a protein of 608 amino acids. Gene Ontology annotation, biological process: regulation of DNA-templated transcription. Gene Ontology annotation, cellular component: nucleus. The record is from RefSeq and is a predicted model, not a curated record. NCBI's taxonomy places the organism in Eukaryota, Viridiplantae, Streptophyta, Magnoliopsida, Malvales, Malvaceae.